UGCUUUGCGAAUAAAUUUGUUAAGCACCCACUUCAAUACUCGAAUUCGGCAGGAGGACAAUCAAAACUCAUGUAUAGUUACACAGUAAUCUUUUAGUUAGUUAGUUUGUUGCUCAAAUCGUCUGUGAUCGGAUAAUCCACGAUGAUCUGGGACCUCUUUACCUUUAUACGCGCAGCCACUGAGUUCAGUGCCACUGCUCUACUGAUUUUGCUCGGUUGCAUGGGGGAGUCAAUGAACCAAGGUGGUGAGAACAAAUUCUUGUUGGCCAGCGUUCAUUAUGGCCUGACGGUGAUGGUGGUGAUGCAUGUGUUUGGCUUCGUAUCCGGAGCCCAUGCGAAUCCCUGCAUCUCGAUCUCCUGCUACUUCUUGGGCUACAUCGCCCUGGAAGUGAUGCUGAUGUAUGUGGCCUGUCAGAUGGCUGGGGCAUUCGCCGGAUACUUCUUGCUCCUGCAACUGCUGCCCAAGGAAGUGGUGGCCAAAGCCAAGCCGGGCAUUUGCCUGGUGCAACCGAUGCACUCUCUGUCCACUGCCCAGGUCGUCACCAUCGAGUGCCUGCUGACCGCGGUCUUGGUGCUCGGAUGGUGCGCCUUGUGGGAUGUGCGGAACGGAAGGUUCCUCGACUCGGUCACCAUUCGCAUGGGACUCCUGGUGGUCGCCUGCAGUUUCGCUGGGCUGCAACUGACAGGAGCCAGUAUGAAUCCCGCCAGGACAUUAGUGCCCGCCAUCUACUACGGCAAUCCGGACUCGGUUCUGAUGCAGCUGACUGGCCAGAUCUUGGCCGCCAUCAUGGUUCCCUUUGUCUGGAACAAUGCGUAUACGCCACGUUAUAAGCCCUUGGAAAUUCCCGUGUGCAACUGAGCGGAGUGUGUAACAAUAAACUUAAGCUCGACGUU
Drosophila santomea is the source of this 893-nucleotide messenger RNA. Its product is annotated as aquaporin-2. Gene Ontology annotation, cellular component: plasma membrane. The transcript has 3 exons. Gene Ontology annotation, molecular function: water channel activity. The record is from RefSeq and is a predicted model, not a curated record. NCBI's taxonomy places the organism in Eukaryota, Metazoa, Arthropoda, Insecta, Diptera, Drosophilidae. Bases 142 to 858 code for a protein of 238 amino acids. Gene Ontology annotation, biological process: transmembrane transport.